AUGUUGCAAAAUUUCGAAUUUUCAAGUCUAAAGUCAGUCUUCUUCCAGAAUCGUCUCGUCUCUUCCCGUCGACUGUUCGCUCGCUCGCCGGAGAAUCUCUCUAUGGCUAGGUCACCGAGCAAACACGGCCGCGAUCCAACACAGGAUUUCCAGGGAUUUUUGAAUGAUUUGCAGGACUGGGAACUUUCAUUGAAGGAUAAUGACAAGAAAUUCAAACAUCAAUCUGCUAAUUCAUCGAUUCCGAUUAGUGCAAAAAAGUAUGAUUUUUCAAGUGGUUCACUGAAUGAUGAGAGUCUAUUGGAUGCUAAUUCAGAGAAGGAACAGGGGAAUGAGUAUUUCAAGCAGAAGAAGUUCAAUGAAGCGAUCGAUUGUUACUCUCGGAGCAUUGCUCUGUCGCCGAAUGCUGUGGCUUAUGCGAACCGAGCAAUGGCUUACCUUAAAAUCAAAAGAUAUCGAGAAGCUGAGGUAGAUUGUACAGAAGCGUUGAAUAUGGAUGACCGAUACAUUAAAGCAUACUCACGCCGAGCAACAGCAAGAAAAGAGCUUGGCAUGCUUAAAGAAGCCAAAGAAGAUGCUGAGUUUGCGUUAAGAUUGGAUCCACAGAGCCAGGAGCUUAAGAAGCAAUAUGCGGACAUCAAAUCUUUGCUUGAGAAGGAAAUCGUUGAGAAAGCCACUGGAGCAAUGCAAAGCACUGCGCAAGAACUACUCAAAGAAGCUGGUUUAGGGACCAAAACGAACAAGGAAAGUUCAAGGAAGAAGAUCAUUGAAAGUGUACAACCUGAGGAGAGAAAUAAAGAAGGUUCCAAGAAAGUUCCGGCUAUCGCUGAACAUGUAGAGAACUGCAAGAAAGUGACGCCGAGAAGCCAAAGUUCUGAUAACAUUAAGCCAUCAGUGCAAGAGCUUGCUGCUCGUGCGGCGUCACUUGCAAUGGCUGAAGUUUCCAAAAACAUCAAAGCUCCCAAAUCUGCUUACGAGUUCGAGAACUCUUGGCGGAGUUUCUCCGGCGACAGGACUUUACAGAACCAGUUGUUGAAGGUUACGACUCCGAGCUCUUUACCUGAGAUUUUCAAAAACGCCUUGACUUCUCCGGUUCUGGUUGACAUAAUCAAAUCCGUAGCUUCAUUUUUCCGUGAAGACAUGGAUUUGGGUGUUAAAUACAUUGAGAACCUCACAAAGGUUCCUAGAUUCAACAUGCUCGUCAUGUGCCUUACCUCCACCGAGAAAAACGAGCUUAUGAAGAUAUGGGACGAUGUGUUCUGCAAUAAAGCAACUCCAGUGGAAUAUGCAGAGGUCUUAGACAAACUGAGAUCAAGAUACUGUCUACAACAGUAA
Microthlaspi erraticum is the source of this 1332-nucleotide messenger RNA. Lineage: Eukaryota; Viridiplantae; Streptophyta; Magnoliopsida; Brassicales; Brassicaceae. The record is from the annotation of a GenBank genome assembly.